AAAAAGAAUAUAUUAUAUAUAUAUGAAUCACUUUGCUGUACAUCUGAAACUAACAAUAUUGUAAAUCAACAAUUUACGUCAAUAAACAAUUUACUUCAAUAAAUAACUUCCAUAAACAAUUUACUUCAAUAAAAAAACAAAAACUAUGUGGUCUUUAAAAAUAAAAUACAAGAUCAGUUAUCAAUAAGAAAAUAACAUAUAAUUAUGUAUUUAUAAUACAAAAAUAAAAAUAAUAAUUCAACUUUAGCUUGAAAUAGCCCAGGAAGUAUGUAGCUCAGGGAUCUCAGAUGAGGGAGAUGAGACCUGGUAAGCUCAGAGUCACACUGUGAGGGUGGUGCUUGGCUCUUAAAUCCCAACCCUUCAACUCCAGGGAGGAGCUGGGAAUAACACUAAAAGGCCCCACAUCAUCUUGGCCAAAACAAGAGAGUGAUUCCAUUCUGAGGAAAUAAGAAAUUGUUUUCUGUGGAGUAAGUAGGUCCAAGAGAAGGUGAUUCCUAAGACUUUCAAAAAGGUCUUCACAGGAGUUCCCAUCGUGGCACAGUGGUUAACGAAUCCGACUAGAAACCAUGAGGUUUCAGGUUCGAUCCUUGGCCUUGCUCAGUGGGUUGGGGAUCCGGCGUUACCGUGAGCUGUGGUGUAGGUUGCAGACGCGGCUCGGAUCCUGCAGUGCUGUGGCUCUGGCAUAGGCCGGCAGCAACAGCUCCGAUUGGACCCCUAGCCUGGGAAACUCCAUAGGCUGCGGGAGCGGCCCUAGAAAAGGAAAAAAAAAAAAAAAAAAAAAAAAAAAAAAGCCUUCACAAAAGUUCUAAAUAAGGGUCCCUUUAACAAGUUAAUUCACCACACAAUUGAGAAGAUGCUGUAUAGAUCACAGAAUUGAGCUAGGGACAGGCAGCUCAGAAUAAACACUUUUACCUUUUUUCUUUCCCAGCCUCCAUCUCAACACACAUCCUAAUUCCCAGUGUGUGGAGGUCCCACUGUGGCACAAGGGAAUAGGCAGCGUCUUGGGAGCACUGAAACACGGGUUCAAUCCCCAGCCCAGCACAGCGGGUUAAGGAUCCGGCAUUGCCCACAGCUGCAGCUUAGGUCAUCACUGGGUUCGGAUCUGUUCCCUGACCCAGGAACUCCAUAUGCUGAGGGGUGGACAAAAAUGAAAAGAACAAAACAAAAAAAACUGAUUCCCAGUGUGCUCUCUGACAACCCUAGAAACAAACAAAUUUGCUUUUCCUCAAACAAGUCACUUCCCCUAAGUAGAAGUGGCCAGCUGAAUUUCAUGACCUCUAGGAUGGAAGACUUUUAGCAUCAAAAUGCUUUUAUUGCCCAGGAAAGGGAUGGGGUGUUUUUUUUAAUCCAUUUAUCUUAAUAUUACCUCAACAUCUCCACCCAUACUUCCCUGUGCUGGCCCCCUUUCCUACCCUGGGUGUGCUAGAAUGCUUUUGAAUGCUUUUCACUCUCCUUUCCAAACACCACAUUUACCCUUCCUUCCAAAGCAGAUCAAAUGUCCUCUCAUCUGUUUGACUAUUCCGACAGUCUGCAAGAGCUCUUCUUCCAACAAUAUUCUGUGUGUAUUUUCUCUCCCACUCUCUGGAAUGCAGAGCAGUUUCGUGCCUCUCACCUGCCUUGUUCUGCACCAGUGCCCGAGAGCUUGCCAGACUCUUGACCCAUGCUCUAAUGUGAUGGUACAUGGAGGCGGAGCCUUUGGGUGAUGAUUAGGUCAUAAGGACAGAGCCCUCAUCGAUGAGAUUAGUGCCCUCAUAAAAGAGGCUGUGAGGGUUGCUUCAUUCCUUCUGCCAUGUAAGGACAGAUCCAAAAAGCAGAGAUCUAUGACCCAGGAAGUGGGCUCUCACCAGAUACCAAACCUGCCACCACCCUGAUCUUGAAAUUCCCAGCCUCCUGAACAAUGUGCAAUAAAUUUGUUUAUAAGCCACCCUGUUUAUGAUAACUUGUUAUGGCAGCCCAAACAAAGUAAGGCAUGUUUCCUCUGAUGCCGUGAUAAAAUGAAACACAAAGCCACUUCAUGCUUUUGUCUAAGCAUAGACAAAAAUGCAGUCACUGUACCAUACAAAAUAUCCCAUCACAGAACGCCCCACUUUCUGACAGCAUCCAAUUCACAGCAAAACCCUGCCCCCUGAGACCCUCUCCCAAGUCAUCUAACCAAAGCCUAAAAUCCUGUUUUAGUUUCUUUCUUACAUCCACUUACUAAGAUACCUUGCUCAACAGUAAAAAAUCCAACUUAUUUAAAUACAUAUCCGUUACUGGUAGACUUUGGCUGAAAUUCCCUGACAGUUGUGGGCGGUCAUUUCACAGUUAUUGUCUUCUCAUACAUCUUAGGGGGUAAGUAUUAUUGUUCCCAAUUGACUUCCAGGGAAACUGAGGCUGAAAGAUGUAAGGUGAUUUAGCAGAGAUCAUACAAUGAGGCAUCUAAGCCUAGCUCCGGUCACUUAUUAUAAGGGUCAUCCAAACCCUUUUCACAACACCCAGAUGUCCUCAGCCACACAGUAUUUUAGUUGGCUUCCAUUACCUUAGAAGUGAAGUCAAACAGCAGGAACACAGUCCCUCCCACCAGAAACACUUCUCAAUAUUGAGGGGCUUUUAAAAUGAAGCUGAACUGUACAGUGAAGUUACAUCUCCAAUCUGAGUAGUAGAUAAACAAAUGUCCACUAUAUUAUUUUGUAUACCUUUUUUGGUAUAUGCAAAUAUUUUACACAAAUUUUAGUAGGUUUGAAACAGAGAGGACCCUGCAGUACCCUCCCAGGUACUAAAGCCCUUCUGUGUCUCUUGUUUUUAUUUGUAGAAAAAGGCUUUAGUCUCUUAGGGGCCUACCAGGAGUCACAAAAAUCUGGCUCAAGAAUUAAUGAUUGAAAGAAUGUAGCCAUGUAGUGACAAAAAUAGCAAUUAGGCCUAGAGAACUGGUAACAAUUUAAACAGGAAAUCAGCCAUAUAGCAGUCACAGAAUCUUUAGUUCCUCCCUGAAGGACAUAGAUAAUAGCAUCUGAGACCUGUUCCUCCGUUGCUUUAACCGUCACCAGAGAGAAAAAGCAUGAUGACCAAACGGUAGCCAUGACAUAAACUGCUCCAUCUUGAGCAGUACUGAAUUUAUGGCAAGCAUAAUUCCAGGAACUGGCCUCAAGAAAAGAGCAACAAACCAGCCCUGAAGUUGAAGAUUAACUGCACUUUAAAACAGUCAGGAUGAUGCUGACCAGACCACUGCAGGAGCAGUUUCAAGGUGAUUGUUGGAGCCAAUCAGGUCUUCACAUAGACCAUCACCACCACCACCACCCCCCAACCCACCUCCCACACAUCCUUUAAAAACUCUUGCCCUCUGAUUUGGCAACUGGGAGAUGGCUUUGGUUCACCAUCUCCCCAGUUUGCCACUCCCUGAAUAAAACAUCUUCCUUUUUCCACCAAACCUCGUCUCUCCAAAAUUGACUUUUGAGCCACAAGCUGCUGAAUCUGAGUUCAUUUCCUGCUCAGGCUGGUAACAAGUAUGAUGAGCUAAAACAAGGUUCCAGAAAGACACGGGUUAUGCCUUAGUGGCCAGAUGCCUCAGGUCUUUUCCAUCUCCAGGAUGGGUAGAUGGAGGGAACAGAGUCAGGCCCCAGACUAGAGCAAGGCAGCUGUCUUGAGUGCAAAAUGUGUGGAGCGCCAAAAAUCUAACUAAACGAGAUAAAUAGCAUUUAUGGCAAUAUUUUAAAAACUCAGACCAGCGAACUAUGACCACGGACUGGUGCCAGCUUUUGUAAAUAAAAUUUUAUCGUAAGCUCCAACAAGCAUCUGUCCACUCCAAAACCAAACUCUGGCAUUGGCAAAACCAAGUGGCCUUAUAGGUGUCUAUCGCUAGCAGCCACUCACCCUCCCUCACUGAAAACAACAAAACAAAAGCAAAAAACUAGCUCCAUCAUAUUUUAUAAUAAAUUUAAAUGGAGUAAGAUCUACAAAAUUUUGAAUCAUUAUACUAUAUACCAGAAACAACUUAAUAUAGUAAGUCAACUAUAUUUAAAUUAAAAAAAAUAUUUUAGAAGUCUGGCUCCAAAGGAGCUAAGAAAAAUUGGAAAGGGAGAUCCGUUCGAGGUAGACCGAUUGGGUUCUCUAAGACUCCGGGAGCAGGUGCAAAAAGAGCUUGCAGUGGUGCCCUUGGCCGCUGCCUGCCCCUCCGCCCCUCUCCUGCCAGCGCCAGUCCUCCCAUUUGAGGGGUCCUGCGGCGUUAAAGUCCAGACUGUGGGGCCGCGAGGCUGCCCGUUGCCCCGGGAGACGGACGCACUAGAGGGCGCGCGCCGCAAGCCUGGACCCGCCAGUGUCCCCUGCCUUAGCUGUGAUCUCGCUUCUCCUCCGCCACAACCACCAUGCACUCGCGUCGCAGCAUCAGAAAGCUGGAGAAGGAGCGGGGACAGGAGGACGAGGAGGAAGACGAAGUGGAGAUGGAGGAGGAAGUAGAGGAGGAGAUAGAGGUGAUGGAGGAAGAGGAAAGGGAGAUGGAGGAGGACGCGGAAGCGGAGAAGAAACUGGAGGUCCAUGCGAGGUUCAGCGAAGAGUACUUGUGGGACCUUCUGGACUUCAGUGAUGGCGAUGAGGACGAAUCGAAAAUCUUUCGCCCCCGCUUUACCAGCAUCGUCAGCCCCAGUCUGAGCCCGACACCGCCGCUCAGCGGGACGCCGAGUCUGACGUGGAGCCAGACACCGCCGGAGCAGAGCGAGAGCACAUCGUCCAGCACCUCCUCCCAGAAAACUUUUCCUAAGAUAUUUCAGACAUUUAGGAAAGACACGUCUGAUAUGAGUUUAGAUAGAGCUAUCUAUCAAAAUCUGCAUCCAAGAAUUCCAAUAUCAGUACAAACAGAAGAAAGCUGGCUACAAGAAUUGUCUGGCAUGCAGCAACUGAAGAAGGGAAUGCCCUCUGUAAAGAAGGAAGAUGAACCUGAAAAUCUAGCUUCUAAGCUGAGAGAAAAAUGGAUAAUUAAUCCAGACGAGCCAAAACUAAGUAUUUUAUGUGAGCUGGAGUUUAAGGAAGACUUCAUAACACUCUUUGAACCAUCUCUGAGAACACUACCCAGCAUCGGGCCGCCAUCCAUUCUGACAUUCAAACAGGAGAGUUCCAAUUUAGGCAUUACAUUCAAGGAAGAAGAGGAGGAGAUUUCACCCAAGUGUGAAUUCUGUGGCAGUGACCUAAGAACAUUCCUCUCCAACAUGGAUGUCUCCUCUGACUACAGCACCUCUGACCUCAUGGAACAUACCUACUGUUGUAGUUAUUUCCAAAAUCUGAUUGACUACAUCUAUGAGGAAAAACAAAAAACCCAAAGCUCUAAAGCUGAAUUAAUCUGUAUUGACCCUCAUGCUGCCCAUGGCAGUGAAGCUGACAGACUCAAAGCAAAGGAAAAAGCUUUGCAGAGAAAACAGGAGCGACAAAUGGCCAAGCACUAUGAAAUAUUAACAAAAGAACAAACUAGUUUUUCUGAAGAAGAUGCAAAACACUAUAAAACAAUUUCUUAUCAACUUUCUGUGGAUAUUCCAAAAGAAGAGUCACAUAAGGAAGAACUAGCUGAUUCUCAACUAGACAAAAAAAAUGUAUCCAUUGUUUGUUGUGAUUCCAGGAUAGCAUGUGGAAAGAUCAUGACGAAUGAGCUCUUUGAAAAGCACUACAAACAUGGGAGCAAGUUUCUGACUUCAUUUCCAGAUGGGACAACGCAAAUAUUCUAUCCAUCUGGAAACCUAGCCAUCAUCCGAGUGCCCAACAAGAUAAAUGGUUUCACGUGUAUAGUCCAAGAAGAUGUGCCCACUAACCCCGCAAUCCUGGCAGUGCUAGAUUCUUCUGGAAGAAGUUCCUGCUAUCACCCCAAUGGAAAUGUCUGGGUAUACAUCAAUAUCUUGGGUGGUCAAUAUUCAGAUCAAGCUGGCAACAGAAUAAGGGCUUGGAAUUGGUCAAGUUCCAUCACUUCCUCACCCUUUGUUUCAUUUAAACCUGUCUUUCUGGCUUUGAACCAUCAUGUUGGAAUCCGCAUCUUAGAACAAGACAAGAUUUCAAUCACUUUUCUAGCAAUGGGCCAACAGGCAAGAAUCAGUGUUGGAACCAAAGUGAAGCUGCUGAACCCUAAGGAGAUUCCAGCACUCCGAUACCUGAAUGGAGAUGACCUUCUUCUGUUGGCCAGCUUAAUAAAGAUCCGACGCCUGUUUAACAAACUGGAAGGAUGUGUGAAUUUCCCCUCCAGCCACGUUUGGGAAAAAUUAAAGCAACCUUCCUACCUUUCUUCACUUUCUCUAAAACUAAUUGCCCUUUGUCAUAAUUCUGGUAUAAAGCAAGAUACGAUGACAAGAAUAGCAGCUAUGAUAAAAGAAAACAUUUAAAGAAUAAUGAUGGUGCUUUUGUUUGUUUUGUUGAGUUUUUCUGGGAGAGAGAUGGGAGAGUUCCCAAAAAAGUGUAUAAAGUGACUAGGAAAUACCAAGAAGUGUUCUUUAUUACAAAUUUGAAGCAUGUCCUGAGUCAUCACUGCAUGGCAUUCUUGGUUAGAAAACUAAACAACUGACAGCAGAGAAUGAGCAUGUCAGCAAAAGGGUCUCUAACGGGCAGAGUUCCAUCAGGGAAACAGAAAGCAGGGAGGGAGCAUGUGCUUCCACCAUCAUUUGAAAGGCUGGGGAGGUGAAGGUCAAGGAACACCCCUGCUGGCUUUGGAGAAAUCUGGAAGUGAGAGAAUCUCAGGAAGCCACGAAGUCAAUGGCACCAAGUAAGAGAGUGGCAGGGGCUCCCUGAAACUCACAUUCCAGUGCAGGAAUAACAAGCAACCGCCACCCCCGGAAUGCCCACCCUUCUGUCCAGAGGUGAAUGAUGGCUGCUGAUUCUCUCCUGCCUCCGAAACUCAGGCAGGUGCCACUCACUGGGGACUCAUAAUCAGAUCCCACUGGCCGUGGAUUAUAGGACAGUGUGUAUUUCCCCUUCUGGGAGAGGAGGAGGGAUGAUGCUGAAUCUGCAGUGACAGCCCAGCACAGCAUCCUCUGCUCAAUGAUAAAAGUGCUUUAGAGAAGAAAGCAGUUGGGAGUCAGAUGUGGAGAAUCCAAAAGACAUCCCUGGAACCCUGCUUCCUCCUGAAUGUCCCAGACGUCUCAGUUUCCUGUUCUUUGAGAGAGAGAGGAAUGUAGAUGGAGGAAGCCAUUCCUUAUAGUGAAUAACCUAUCUGGCGCUAAUGUGUAGCAAGAGGGAUUAAGCCUAUCCACCAGUGUUUCACCAGUUAGGGUGAGAUAUUUAAUCAUACUGUUUCCCUGCUGAGGAAGCCUGAGGAGGGGAUGGAAGAGGCAGGAGGAGUGGAAGCAUGGGAUGUCCUGGGGAGAGCUGAGUGCUGGACAGUAGGAAGUAGCUCAGCUAUGGGUGGCCAGUGUGGGGAAGGGGUUGGGCUGGUUCUUGGUAUUAAUCCAUUCACCACCUUUUUUUGGCUGUGCCUGUGGCAUGUGGAAGUUUGAAGGCUAGGGAUUAAACUUGUGCCACAGCAGUGACAACACUGGACCCUUAACUGAUAGGUCACCAAAGAACUCCACCACUUUUUAAAGCUGGCUUCAACAAAUUUAUGGUUAUCCAAGGAGAAGAGGGGUAGGAGAGAGAUAAAUUAGGAGUUUGGGAUUAAUGUAUAUACUAUACAUUACUAUAUAGAGAAUAGAUAAUCAACAAGGACCUACUAUAGCACAGGGACCUGCUAUACCACAGGGAACUCAACUCAAUAUUCUAUAAUAACCUAUAUGAGAAAAGAAUCUGAAAAAAAUGGAUAUAUGUCAAUAUAUAACUGAAUCACUUUGCUGUAUACCUAAAACUAACACAACAUUGUAAAUCAACUAUACCCCCCCGAAAACAAACACCUUUUAAAGCUGCCUUUGAUUAACUUACUUUUUAGGAAUUGUUUUAAUAUCAAUUUUCUUAUCCUUUCAUUUCCAUUCUUGCUAAUUUCCACUGCUAUUUUUCUGAAAAAGAGGUUCUGAGAUUCAUGUCUAUUUUUUUGGCCAUGCCCACCCCAUGUGAAAGUUCCUGGGCCAGGGAUGAAUCUGUGCUGUAGCAGUGACCCAAUCCAACACAGUGACAAUGCUGAGCCUUAACCUGCUGAGCCAUACAGGUCAACUCCUUGAGACUCAUGUCUUGAUCAGUGCUAAAUGUCUCUUUUUUAAUUUUUGUCUUUUGCCUCUUCCUUUUCAUAGAUGAGUGAACUUUUAUUUUCCAUCAAGUGAGACAGAAAUAUUGAGCUAAUAUGCAUCCAUAUAGCUCUGAAAAAAUAACAUAACAGUAUAGCAGUAUAACAUGUAACAAUCAAAACAAAGCCUUAACUGAAUCUGGUUUUGUAUAUCAUUAAAAACUAUUUUGGGGGUGCUGAGUCCAUACUGGAUACUGAAUAAGGCCUUGAUUAACUAGAGAUUAGCAGGAUAAUGAGACAUGUCUUUUACAAGUGUUGCUUCAUGUUUAAUAAUAGAAUUAUUUUAAAUUAUGUUUGGGGAGUUCCCAUCGUGGCUCAGUGGUUAACAAAUCCGACUAGGA
Molecule: messenger RNA, 8496 nt
Organism: Sus scrofa (pig)
Lineage: Eukaryota; Metazoa; Chordata; Mammalia; Artiodactyla; Suidae
Gene: ERICH6
Product: glutamate rich 6
Source: RefSeq, a predicted model, not a curated record